Molecule: messenger RNA, 507 nt
Organism: Acaulospora morrowiae
Lineage: Eukaryota; Fungi; Glomeromycota; Glomeromycetes; Diversisporales; Acaulosporaceae
Source: the annotation of a GenBank genome assembly
AUGUCGAACUAUGGCAGCGGUUAUCCCCCACCUCCACCUGAAGGUGGUGGUUAUCCUCCCUCCGGUUAUCAGCCUCCGGAAGAAGGUGGUUAUCGUUCUCCUGAUUAUGGAUAUCCAGCGCAAAAUGUGCAAGAUUCAUUUGUGUCACGGCCCAUACACUACCCGGAUCAAACUUCGCAGCCUUUGCUGCCUCAGGAAACCACCGUGGCCUUUAAUGUAGCACCCGAGACUCGUCACUAUGGACGGGCCCCGAUGCGUCAACCUCGUCGUUACAAAACUGUAAAGCGCGUAAAAUUAUUCGAAGGAAAUUUUGUGAUAGAUUGUCCUGUGCCUGAGAGGUUAUUACAACAUGUUCCUAGAAAAGGAGAUCGAGAAUUUACACACAUGAGGUAUACUGCUUGUACAUGUAAGCCGGACGAAUUCAAAGAUUCCAAAUAUACCCUUCGUCAACAGCUACUUGAUCCUCCAAGGCAAACGGAAUUAUUUAUAGUGUUGACCAUGUAUAAU